AUGUUCUGGAUUGAGAACAACUCGUUCAAAAAGUUCAAGGCUCCUGCCGAUGAGGAGUCUCGCAAGAACGCUCCUGCUGCCUGCCCCGAGAGCGGGCUCCCCGAUCCGAUCAUGGGGCCCGCUUCCGAGCUCAUGGAGUACCCUGCUGGCCGGAGGCUCCUUGCCGGCCGUCAUAUUCCGCCCCCUACCCCGCCGACCACGCCCAUCAACUCGGCAGGCUCUCCCUGCAGCACCGUGCUCACGGUCCUUGAGCCGGUACCCAUCAGCGAGCCGGACCUUGAGCGCGGCGCUACCGUCGACCUGGACGGCGUUGUCCCUGGUGACCGGUUCGCUGUGGACGCUCGCCUGGUCCGGGUCCAGCGCCCGACCUCUCGAGUCACGGGACGCCACGGACGUUACCUCGCCGUUGGCGUCCUGGGUGCCCUGGUCAUUUCUGCCGUCAUCAACUUUGGCGUCAGUUACGUUCAGUACGCGCAACAGGCGCCUAGCGCCGUGAGCCCUGAUCUCUUCCGCCCGCCGAUGUCCCUUGUGGCUGACGCGGGCUUCACCGCGGCCGCCCAGAGCGUCCUCACCUGGGUGAUCACCUUGCCCCUCGUCAACCGGGACAUCCUCGGGGGUAGGGUCGCUCCGCUACGACUGCGAUUCUGGGGACGACAACCCCAGGGUCAAUUCCGACGAUGGUUCCUCAUGCUCGAUCACUACAACGCCCACCAGGGUAGUUGGUGGUGCGCCUGCCAGCAGGCCACGGGCUGUGGGACAAGACUCAGCUUUUUCCUUGGCCAGAUUGUGCGCGGCCUGCUCAUUGGUGUGCUGGGCUACAGCAUCCUUAUCGGCCCAGGCAUCGCCACCUUGAUGGCGAUCGGCACCCCGGUCGGGAAUGACUAUGUCUUCCCCAACCGAUGGGCUGUCAUUAUUUUCAAAACUGUUUGGGCCGCGCUGCUAGCACUCAUAACAGUGCCACCCCUGGUGGUCAUGGUGUUGGUCCGCGCCGGCUGGUGCGUUAUGGACUAA
Messenger RNA from Thermochaetoides thermophila DSM 1495, 1011 nucleotides. RefSeq lists its product as uncharacterized. The transcript is spliced from 2 exons. The coding region runs from base 1 to 1011 and encodes 336 amino acids. The record is from RefSeq and is a predicted model, not a curated record. Lineage: Eukaryota; Fungi; Ascomycota; Sordariomycetes; Sordariales; Chaetomiaceae.